This is a messenger RNA of Echinostoma caproni, 348 nucleotides long. NCBI's taxonomy places the organism in Eukaryota, Metazoa, Platyhelminthes, Trematoda, Plagiorchiida, Echinostomatidae. The record is from the annotation of a GenBank genome assembly.
GUUUCCAAAUUCAUCGGUUCACCGCCGGGUUACGUGGGGCAUGAACAAGGCGGUCAGCUGACACAAGCUUUGGCCACCUGUCCGGAUGCCGUUGUCCUGUUCGAUGAAACAGAAAAGGCACAUCCGGAUGUUUUGACUGCCUUGUUGCAGUUAUUCGAUGAAGGUCGACUCACCGAUGGUCAAGGUCGUACAAUCAACUGUAAAAAUGCCAUUUUCAUCAUGACUUCUAACGUGGGCAGUCAGGUGAUUGCAGAGCACGCUCAAGCGUUACGCAGUGCCUCGGGUGAUUCAGGUGAGACAAAAUCGAUCAACAGUAACUUAUCAGUUGUUUAUUUCAGUUAUUUCUAA